AUGAGUGCCAGCCGUGCCUCUAAGGCGGCCGCUGCCCAACACCACCAGGCCCAGCAAGACGCUGCGGUUGCCCAGGCCCUCGAAAUUGCUCGAGAAAGUCCCGACGGCGCCUCAGAUCCAACCGUCAGCACCAUCCUUGAGCAGGCUCUGCAGCAGAUCUGGCGCAAGGUCGAAGCCCAGCCCGACUCUUACAUCAUGUCACGCGACGAGUUUGCCGUCUUCAACUUCUUCCAGCACCGCUUCAACGGCAACAAGAUGGCCGUCACAGCGCGCAAGCGAUACUGGGACCAUACCAGAGUCGAGUGCUGA
Trichoderma atroviride IMI 206040 is the source of this 309-nucleotide messenger RNA. RefSeq lists its product as uncharacterized. The record is from RefSeq and is a predicted model, not a curated record. Lineage: Eukaryota; Fungi; Ascomycota; Sordariomycetes; Hypocreales; Hypocreaceae.